GUUUCUUUCCCUUGCAUCUGACAGAGUACAUUUCUGUCCCAUCGUUGCAUCGCGGCUGAAACUGACCAUCUCAGGCAGCAGCAGAUCCUUCACGGGAGGCGGACUUCUUUUAGCCGCGCAGACUCAGACCAUAUGACAUCAACUAACCACGUUACUACUUCCAAAAGAAAACGAAUAUAUGGAGUGUAUGAUUCACGGGGACUGACGCUGAGAUUCGCUCCUGCUUUAACAGUACCCCCAUAAUUCAGAGCUGACGUGAGCCCUGUUGAACAGAAUACACACAGUUCCACUGGACCUGCAUCAAACAUUGUGACUCAACCAUUAUCAUUGUUUUUAACUCGAAUGGUUGGAUUCAACUGAUUUCGGAUCUAGCGAAAAAGAAUAACUGCAGAUUUUUUUUAAACACCCGUUUCACCUACAAAGGGACAAUGGGGAAACAGAACAGCAAACUUGCCCCUGAGGUGAUGGAAGAUCUGGUGAAGAACACAGAAUUUAAUGAACAUGAACUCAAACAAUGGUACAAAGGGUUUCUUAAAGACUGUCCCACUGGUAGGCUGAACCUGGAUGAAUUCCAGCAACUAUAUGUAAAGUUUUUCCCAUAUGGCGAUGCAUCUAAGUUUGCUCAGCAUGCCUUCAGAACCUUUGAUAAAAAUGGUGAUGGGACAAUCGACUUCAGAGAAUUCAUUUGUGCUCUCUCCAUCACUUCAAGAGGCAGCUUUGAACAGAAGCUAAACUGGGCCUUCAAUAUGUAUGAUUUAGAUGGUGAUGGUAAAAUAACAAGAGUGGAAAUGUUGGAGAUCAUAGAGGCCAUUUAUAAGAUGGUAGGAACAGUCAUAAUGAUGAAAAUGAAUGAAGAUGGUUUAACGCCAGAACAACGAGUCGACAAGAUUUUCAGUAAGAUGGAUAAGAACAAUGACGACCAGAUCACGUUGGAUGAAUUCAAAGAAGCAGCAAAGAGCGACCCAUCGAUUGUGUUACUCCUGCAAUGUGACAUUCAGAAGUGAGCCAGCACUCAUGUAUAUAAUGGACUGCACAAAAUUCAAAUGUUUCAUUCAGUUAGCAGCUGCAGCUACAUCCAUACACACACUCGAAAACAAAGUGCUUGGACUAUCUUUAAAUGGACUUGCUUCUUGUGUUGAAACACUUGUGUGCAUGAGAAUGUCAUAUGCAAAAAAAAAGUUUAAAUUAAUAUAAAAACUGCCAAAAGUGAAGUGUGCGCAAUUUCAUUAUCAUAUAAACUUCAUUCCUCAGAGGCCUGUGCAUUGGUAUCGUGUUGCAUUAAAUGAUGCUAUUAUUGUUCAUGUUCCACUGGAGCUUGCAAUGUGUUUCACUUAUGAGGCAUGAAACUUUGAUGUUUAUAAGAAAUCACUUUUUCCUCCAAAUAUUGUAGCAGAUCAGAGAUGAGAAUUUUGGAAAAUAUUGGCAGCAGAUUCUGAUUAGUAAAAAAAAAGACAGUAGGCAUUAUGUAAAUGUGUUUGUUUAACUGGAUACUAGUACCAUUCAUUUUUGUUGAGUUUUCUUUCAAUUCUUUGAACCCUUUACAAACAAAAAUAAGGACUAAAAUACCUCAAAAAAAUAACUGCGGCAAUUUUUAACACAUAAUGGAUUCAGCAUUUAUAAUUAGCAUCUUUCUCAAACAUAGACACUCAAGAUUCAACACAGCAAAAAAGAGUUUGUAGUUUUAGCAAAUAUUUAAAAAUACCCAGAGGUAAGAGUUCUCCAACAUUUACUGUAUACCUUUCCUACAAUAACUAAAGUAGCAACUGCCAAGAAAUGGUUAUAGUGACUUUUUUAAAUGCUUUUUUAGAGCUUUUCCACUGGUACCUUAUCGGUAGUUUGAAAUUACAUUGAUAGAAAUCCAAUAAACAUUAACUGUUACAAAGAAAGAAGAAAACUGUAAAACUGCAUUAGUACACGUUUUUAAAAGGAGAGAGAGGCAACAUAAAGAAGACCUUUUUCUUUACUGCUUUAUUUCUUUAAACUUCUUAUAAUUGGGCUUGUGAUCUAAUAUCUAUUGUAGUACUAUGCCAUAACCUGUGAUUCAUUUGAAAACCAACAUUCUCCUAAACAGUAAAAAAUUAUAUUUUUAAACUACAGUCUGCGCAACUACCCCCCAAAUUUAAGUCAAAGAAAUAAAAAUAACCAAAGUUUUGAGUAACAUCUCAAUCAUUCAUUGUUACUGUUUCAUGUUUUAGGUGAUCUGCCUACAACCAAUAGGCUUACCCUCCACAAUAAUGAAGUGCGAACUACAGUCACCAUUCAUUUUUGAGCAAAGUUUUGUUAGCAGAAAUUUGGGAUUCAUAAAUCUGGCUCUUGUGCAUCACUGGCAUCAACCCGUGCUCAGCAGAAAGUUAUGGCAUUGUUUCACAAAAUCAUUCAGAAUAUAUUGCUCAAGUUUCUAAAGUCAGCACAGGAAUUACAGGAGACUUGUACUACUGAGUUAAAAUCCUUAUUAAAGACUGGUAGGCAUACCCAUAUUGCUUUCUAACAUUUUACCAUUUAUCAUACUCAAAUCCUAAAAGACAUAUAAUUUGGUGACUAAUGCAUGAGCAAUCAGAUAAUUAUUUAUAUUUUACUUGAAACUGUCCUCUUCCUGCAAUCUUAUUUAUUCUGCAAUAUAUUUCUUUUGGAUGCAAUUUUUCUUUGGCAUUGCAUUUUUAUCUAUCUUUUCCAUCACUUUUUUUUACUACCUUCCACUGUAGGGAGUUUUAUAAUAGAGGUGACAAUCCCUGCUUGUUAGUGGAAGAUUUCCAAGGAAUUCAACUGCUUAGACAUAGGAUAAGCCACAACCUUAGUCCAGCAAGGUAUUUUGACAGCAGAGGAUCAUGUUCUCAAGGUGAUACCGAGUUGCACCAGUCAUUCAGAGUUGUUGGAAGUCGAAGAAGCCUACACAUAGUGACCUAUUGUGCACAUUGCACACGCCAAAGUGCGUGUAAAUAUGCGACUGUGUAUUGUGUUAGUUUCAUGAGGUUGUUGUCUGAUACAAGGUCAAAGAGCAGAUACUGAUGGUGUUGACCAUACUGCCUGCUGUUAAAAACAUCAUGCUCCGGGAAUGCUGCUCUUCAGGUUAGUUUAUCUUUUUCACACUAGCAUAAUUCCUUUGGUCAUUAUUAACAAUGAGUUUAAAUACCACACCACUAUAUCUCUUCUUUCACAUUCGACUAUCUACCCUUAAUUUAUAGCCAAUCCUUCUCCCUCACUUAUCGCUGACCAAGACUGAAGGAUACUUGAUCAUCAUUUUGAAACUGGACAAAUGCGGCAAUAAAUAUUCAUCCACUUAUUCGGGUACAUUUAAAAGUGCACCUCUCUUUAAUUUUAACUUGCUGCUUCCACCAUCCAUUUGUACUAUUGUUAGCUUUUUCUGCCUAGAGAAGAUGAGUUCCACACACCACCCGUUUCCAUGUUCAACAACAGAUCUAAAGCAGCCAGCUUCAUAAAAGAUUGGAUGCAAAGUCUAGGAUAAAACCACAGAUACAUUUGAAGACACUUUCUCUGCGAUGCGCUGAUUAUUGGUCAGUAAUUUAAAUCCUUAAGUGUAGAAUGUGAUGGUUGUAUGAUAGAUGCACCAAUAUUACAACUAUAAGAUUAUCAGGCAACAUUGAAUCCAGUGUAGAAUUGUGAGCACAUUCAACAUGCUCAGUGUGAACUUUCAGCUGGUGAGGCUCUCUCGUGACGGGGUGUAAUUGGGGAAACUAUCUUUUAAUAAACGAUUUUGAAACUUAAAUGUUUUCUUAAACCAGAACAACGCUUCAUCUAUUCUAACAAAAGGACAAUGAAUAAAAGCUUACCAAACCUUUCCCGUUUAUGUAUGCAAUGUAAACAAGAUGUUGGUGAAAGUGUUCGGUGCAGUACCUAUAUGUUUGUUAUGGCUUUUAUAAAUGUCAUGAAUCAAUACGUAAAUCAUUCAAAAAUAAAUUGUGCAGAAAACAAAACCCAGAUCUGUUAAAAUGAAAUUGUGCUACCAUGUGAAACAAAUAAACAGUGACAUGGACAUACUUUAUCACG
Molecule: messenger RNA, 4005 nt
Organism: Amblyraja radiata (thorny skate)
Lineage: Eukaryota; Metazoa; Chordata; Chondrichthyes; Rajiformes; Rajidae
Product: visinin-like protein 1
Exons: 4
Coding region: 429-1004 (191 amino acids)
Molecular function (GO): calcium ion binding
Source: RefSeq, a predicted model, not a curated record